This is a messenger RNA of Sphaerodactylus townsendi, 15008 nucleotides long. It is a transcript of the gene ZFHX3, whose product is annotated as zinc finger homeobox 3. Gene Ontology annotation, biological process: brain development; regulation of transcription by RNA polymerase II; regulation of neuron differentiation. The transcript has 14 exons. Gene Ontology annotation, cellular component: nucleus. The record is from RefSeq and is a predicted model, not a curated record. Gene Ontology annotation, molecular function: RNA polymerase II cis-regulatory region sequence-specific DNA binding; DNA-binding transcription factor activity, RNA polymerase II-specific; zinc ion binding. NCBI's taxonomy places the organism in Eukaryota, Metazoa, Chordata, Lepidosauria, Squamata, Sphaerodactylidae.
CUGGCCGGGCGGGCUGGCGGGCCAGGGGGGCAGCAGAGAGAGGCCAUGUGAGCGGCAGUGGAUGCUUGGAACUGGCACCUGGAUGCAGGGAUGGGUGGCUGCAUGAGGGCUAACAGGUGGAAGCCCCAUCCAGACAAGACUGAGAUGAUGACCUGGAAGGAUACCACAGUUCCUCUCCCCAAGUGAACAGUGCCACGACGUUGCCACCCUUGCGUCUCAAUAGCUUGGUGAGGAUGGGACGCUCCUUACCAAGGAGUCGUCUGGAGAGAGCUGCAGUCCUUGAGUGUGGACCUCGUCUGUCAGCAGGACAAUCAGAUGCAGAAGGAAUUUAUUUGCUUUAUCAGUCUUUGCUGGAACCCAAAAAUGCUUUGAAACCGUAAACGGACUUGGCUGGACCAUCCCUACACAAAUUCACCAAAGAGCAAAUCUGCAGAAACAAACUCUCGGGUCCCCUGCCCCCUCCCCCCCAGCGACUCCAGGCCUGCUUGCUCGCCCUCCUCGGGGUCUCCCGGGCACAUGAAGAGGAAGAGCCUGGCAAAAAGCCCAGUUCACUGCUGCCGGAUACUGACAGGUCCGAGCCAUCCUGGGUGCAAUGAACACUCCAUGCGGGUCUCGACAUGGAAGGCUGUGACUCGCCCGUCAUCUCGGGGAAGGACCAUGGGUGCGCGCUCCCUCCGCCCCAGCCGUGGACUGAACUUGGCAGCCCGCCUGGUGCCACGGAGCAGUCUGAGGCAGGGAGCCACGGAGCCCUAGGCGGCCAGCGAGCUCCUUUCAGCGAGCGCUCCACGGACAGGGCCCCCGCGGUCUCUGGCCCCAGUGCUGAGCCGGCCGGCAAGGAGGUGAGCUGCAACGAAUGCACCACCUCCUUCACCACCUUGCAGGCCUACAUGGAGCACCAUUGCCUGGGCGGCUCCCAAGCGCUGCUCCCACUGCCCGAGGAGAGCGGGAGUGACUCUGGCGAGGAGGAGGAGGAGGAGGAAGAGGAGGAGGAGGAGGAGGAGGAGGAGACCGAUGUGGAGAACCUGGCUGGGGAGAUCGUCUACCAGCCAGAUGGCUCGGCUUACAUUGUGGAGAGUCUCAGCCAGCUGGUCCAGAGCGGGGGAGUCUGUGGGGCUGGCAACGGGACCGGCAGCGGGGCCCUCCCCUCCCUCUUUCUGAACUCUCUCCCCAGUGCGGGGGGCAAACCAAGCGAGCCCGCUUCUGCCGCAGCAGUCUACCCGCAGAUCAUCAACACUUUCCACAUAGCCUCGUCCUUCGGGAAGUGGUUUGAGGGCUCGGACCAGGCCUUCCCGAAUACCUCAGCCCUGGCAGGGGUCAGCCCUGUCCUGCACAGCUUCCGAGUUUUUGAUGUGCGCCACAAAAGCAACAAGGAUUACCUGAACAGUGACGGCUCGGCCAAAAGCUCCUGCGUAUCCAAAGAUGUUCCCAAUAACGUGGACCUUUCCAAAUUCGAUGGCUUUGUGCUGUACGGGAAGCGGAAGCCCAUCCUGAUGUGUUUUUUGUGCAAGCUGUCCUUUGGGUACGUCCGCUCGUUUGUGACCCAUGCGGUGCACGACCAUCGAAUGACUUUGAGUGAGGAGGAGCGGAAAAUUCUUAGCAAUAAGAACAUCUCCGCUCUCAUCCAAGGGAUAGGCAAAGACAAAGAACCGCUCAUCAGCUUUUUGGAACCAAAAACCAAAAACUUUCCACACCCUUUAGUCUCCACAGCUAACCUCAUAGGCCCAGGACACAGUUUCUAUGGCAAAUUCAGUGGGAUUCGGAUGGAAGGGGAAGAGGGUGGCCACGGGGAGGCUGCUCAUAGAGCCGAACAGCCCCAGUCCUGCCUCUUGGCGCCUGGGGCGCUCUUGAACCUUGGAGGGCUAACAAGUUCAGCUUUGAAGACCCCAAUUACCUCAGUCCCCCUGGGUCCCCUGGCUUCCAGUCCGCCUAAGCCCUCUGAGGACCCUGGGGUAGCCGAGUGCGAGAAGCAAGACUUGGCUGACCAGGGUCGCCUCUCAGAGAAAGUGGAGUCGGCUGGGGAGGAAGGAGAGGAGGAGGUGGAGGAGGAGGAGGAGGAGGAGGAGGGGUGCAAAGGGCUGUUCCCAAGUGAGCUGGAGGAUGAGCUGGAGGAGGACGGGACCCCCCGGGAGCCUGGGCCUGCGGCAAGUGACGGCGGCGGCAACGGCGGCAGCAGCAGCAAGAAGGACCUCGCGCUCUCAAACCAAAGCAUUUCUCCCUUAAUGCCUCCCGUGCUCCAGAGCCUGUCCAGGGGUGCGGCUUCUUCGAGUUCAAACUCGGCUUCUUCUUCCUUUGUCUUAGACGGUGCAAACAGGAGGAAUUGUUUAAGCUUUAACAGUGAGGGCAGUGAGGGCAGCAGGAGGCUGGACUUCAGCGACGAAAGUGCCAAUAGAGACAAUUCCAUCCUGCCGGAACCAAAUGAGAGCGGGGAGGGCGAGGACGGGGGCUACGCCUCCCACCACCAGCAUCCUGGGCCCCUCUGCGAACUCGGGGGAGGGGAAUGCCCCUCGGGGAGUGGGGUGGAGUGCCCCAAAUGUGAUACCGUCCUGGGCUCCUCCCGGUCGCUGGGCGGCCACAUGACCAUGAUGCACUCGCGGAACUCCUGCAAGACGCUCAAGUGUCCCCAGUGUAACUGGCACUACAAGUACCAGCAGACGCUGGAGGCUCACAUGAAGGAGAAGCACCCGGAGCCGGGGGGCUCCUGUGCCUACUGCAAGAGUGGGCAGCCCCACCCUCGGCUGGCCCGGGGCGAGAGCUACACGUGUGGCUACAAGCCCUUCCGGUGUGAAGUCUGCAACUACUCCACCACGACCAAAGGCAACCUCAGUAUUCACAUGCAGUCCGACAAGCACCUCAACAACAUGCAGAACCUGCAGAACGGGGGUGGGGAGCAGGUGUUCAGCCACUCUGCUGGGGCGGCGACAGCAGCUGCGGCAGUUGCCGCCGCCGCUGCCGCCGCCGCCGCAGCAAACAUGGGGAGCAGCUGUGGGGCCCCCUCCCCCACCAAACCAAAAAGCAAACCUACCUGGCGCUGUGAGGUGUGUGACUAUGAGACCAACGUUGCCAGGAACCUUCGCAUUCACAUGACCAGUGAGAAGCACAUGCACAACAUGAUGCUGCUGCAGCAGAACAUGAGCCAGAUGCAGCACAGCCGCCACCUGGGCCUGGGCAGCCUGCCCGCGGAGGCAGAGCUCUACCAGUACUACUUGGCGCAGAACAUGACCCUGCCCGCCCUGAAGAUGGACAGCGCUGCCUCGGAGGCGCCGUUCCUGAUGGGCGGAUUCCAGCUGGACACCACCAACCCGGCCACCUCCCUGGCCCCAUCACUAGUGGGUGGAGAGAUCCCCCUGGACAUGCGGCUUGGGGGCGGGCCUCUGGUGUCCGAGGAGCUCAUGAACCUGGGGGAGACCUUCACGCAGACCAACGACCCGUCUCUGAAGCUCUUCCAGUGUGCCGUGUGCAACAAGUUCAGUACUGACAACUUGGACCUGCUGGGGCUCCACAUGAACGUUGAGCGCAGCCUGCCGGAGGAGGAGUGGAAGGCCGUGAUGGGCGACUCGUACCAGUGCCAGCUCUGCCGCUACAACACGCAGCUGAAGGCCAACUUCCAGCUCCACUGCAAGACGGACAAGCACGUGCAGAAGUACCAGCUGGUGGCCCACAUCAAGGAGGGGGGCAAGGCCAACGAGUGGAGGCUCAAGUGUGUCGCCAUCGGGAACCCCGUGCAUCUGAAGUGCAACGCUUGCGAUUAUUACACCAACAGCCUGGAAAAGCUGCGGCUUCACACAGUCAACUCCCGGCAUGAGGCCAGUCUGAAACUCUACAAGACCCCGUGCCACCGGCUGCCGUCUCGCGCCACCUGCUCUGCAAAUUUAGGCUGUCUUGAAGGUGCCGGUCAGGACAGAUGGACCAAAGCCACUCUUCCUGGUUCUGCUACUACGCAGCACCUUCAGCACCACGAGAUCAGCAUGGAGGGGGAGAGCUGCUACUACCACUGCAUCCUCUGCAGCUACUCGACCAAGGCCAAGCUGAACCUGCUUCAGCACGUGCGCUCCAUGAAGCACCAGCGCAGCGAGAGCCUGCGGAAGCUGCAGCGCUUGCAGAAGGGCCUCCCGGAAGAAGAGGACGAGGACCUGGCGCAGAUCUUCACCCUCCGGAAGUGUCCUGCGCCUGAGGCGGAGGAGCCGGUUGAAGACACCGAAGGGCCCAGUGAGAUGGCUGCCGAUCCAGAGGAGCCUGUGCAAGACUCAGACAGCGCGGCCGACAAGGAGCAGAGCCAGUGGGCAGCACAAGCCACCCAGGCAGAGAAGGAGCUAGCGGAGUCCCCGGCAUCCUCCAGGUGCAUUGCGUGUCCAAGAGGAUCGGAGUCACCCAGCACCAAAUGGCCAAAGGUGUCCGAGGAGAGCAAGCCCGAGCAGACGUAUCAGUGUCCGUACUGCAAGUACAGCAACACGGACGUGAACAGGCUGCGGGUCCACGCCAUGACGCAGCACUCGGUGCAGCCCCUGCUGCGAUGCCCCCUCUGCCAGGACAUGCUGAGCAACAAGAUCCACCUGCAGCUGCACCUCGCCCACCUGCACAGCGUCUCCCCCGACUGCGUCGAGAAGCUCAUUUUGACGGUGACGUCGCCGGAGGUGAUGAUGCCCAGCACCAUGUUCCUCCCAGCAGCCCCCCCAGACAGAGAUGGGAACGCCAGUGCAGAGGAGGCGGCCCGGCAGCCCGAGCCCCCCGCAGACCCAGGGAAAGGCUUCCAGCCUUCGAAUAACCCGGAGCCUGGGGGAGAACCGAAGGCUGUCCCGACGGACCAGGCCUCUGCCCGAGAGGACGGCGGGUUCCUCUGCUGGAAGAAAGGCUGCAGCCAAGGAUUCAAGAGCUCCACUGCUCUCCAGGCACAUUUCAGUGAGGCGCACACCAAGCGGCCACAGCUGCCUGUCUCUGACCGGCACGUGUACAAGUACCGCUGCAAUCAGUGCAGCCUGGCCUUUAAGACCAUCGAGAAGCUCCAGCUGCACUCCCAGUACCACGUGAUCCGGGCAGCCACCAUGUGCUGCCUUUGCCAGCGCAGCUUCCGCACUUUCCAGGCCCUCCAGAAACACCUGGAGACGAGUCACCUGGAGCUGAGUGAAGCCGACAUUCAGCAGCUGUACAGCGGGCUCCUAAUCAACGGAGACCUCCUGGCCACGGGCGACCCCUCCCUGGCUGAAGAGCAGACCCUCAUUGGGGAGGAAGACAAGGAAGAGGACAGCGACUCGGAGGACAAGCAGAGCCCCACGGGGAGCGACUCCGGGUCGCUGCAGGAGGACUCUGGCGCCGAACCAAAGCGGGCUCUCCCAUUCCGGAAGGGCCCAAACUUCACCAUGGAGAAGUUCCUGGACCCGUCCCGUCCGUAUAAGUGCACAGUCUGCAAGGAGUCCUUCACACAGAAGAACAUUCUUUUGGUCCACUACAACUCUGUGUCUCACCUGCACAAGCUGAAGCGAGCCCUCCAGGAGUCCACGACGGGCCAGCAAGAGUCCACCGCCAGCCCAGACAACAAGCCCUUCAAAUGCAACACGUGCAGCGUGGCCUACAGCCAGAGCUCCACCCUGGAGAUCCACAUGAGGUCCGUCUUGCACCAGACCAAAGCACGAGCGGCCAAGCUAGAAGCUGCUAGUGGUGGCAACGGAGCCGGCGGUGGCAGCAGCAGUGUCUCCUUGGGGCCCUCCACGCCCAGCCCUGUCAGCACCACCCAUACCCCCACCACCGGCACCACCCCUGCCAGCACAGCUCCUGUCCCCAACCUCCUCAGCCAGGGCUCCUGCGAGAACGUGGGGGGCCCUCCUCUUCACACACCCCUCAGCACUGGCAGCACACCAGCCUCCGCUCCCGGCCCUUCGGAGCCCAAAGAGGUCAACCGCAAGAAACUGGCUGACAUGAUCGCCUCCCGCCAGCAGCAGCAGGCGCACGCAUUGGCGCAGGUGCAGGCCCAAGCGCAGGCCCAGCUCCAGCAAGAGCUGCAGCAGCAGGCCGCCUUCCUGCAGUCGCAGCUCUUCAACCCGGCCCUCCUGCCGCACUUCCCGAUGACCACGGAGACCCUCCUGCAGCUCCAGCAGCAGCAGCCCCAGCCCCACCUGCUCUUCCCCUUCUACAUCCCCAGCGCAGAGUUCCAACUGACCCCGGAGGUGACUCUUCCCGUGACCAGCGGCACCCUGACGCUGACGGGGGCGGGGCCCAGCCUCUUGGAUGACUUGAAGGUGCAGCUCCCCCAGCCCAACCACCCCCAGCCGCUGCCCCACGGCGUCCUCUUGCAGCCCAGCCAGCUGCCGGACAAGAAGGCCAAGCCCGCCACGGUCAAGGAGAAGGACGGCCAGAGGGAGCCGGAGAUCUACGAGAAAGGGGACGGCACCCCCGCCUCCCAGGAGCCCCCGCCCAACCCCCCCAAGCCCAGAGACAAGCCUGACUUUGGAGCCGCGGGGCCGGCAGAGCCGAUGUUACUCCCCCCGCGCAUUGCGUCUGACGCACGUGGGAAUGCCACGAAAGCCUUGCUGGAAAACUUUGGCUUUGAGCUGGUCAUUCAGUACAAUGAGAACAAACAGAAGGUGCAGAAGAAGGCGGGGAAGCCCGAGGAAGGGGGCGGGCUGGAGAAGCUGGAGUGCUGCUCCUGCGGCAAGCUCUUCUCCAACAUCCUCAUCCUGAAGAGCCACCAAGAGCACGUCCAUCAGCACUACGUCCCCUUCAAGCAGCUGCAGAAAUUUGCCCAGCAGUACCGUGAGCACUCACUCUAAUAAGCUGUACCCUAUCUGCGGCCUCAGGACUCCUCGGAGCCAGCUUCAGCCUCCUCCUCUCCCAAGCCUCCUGCCCCCCCACAGCAGCCUCCCACCCCGGUGGCUGUGCCUGCUGCCGCCCCACCCGUCUCCUCUCCCUCUGUUGCUCCAUCUCAGCCGUCUUUGCCCCUCACGCAGCUCUCCAUGCCGAUGGAGCUGCCCAUCUUCUCCCCCCUCAUGAUGCAGACGAUGCCCCUGCAGACCCUGCCCGCCCAGCUGCCGCCCCAGCUCGGCCCCGUCGACCCCUUGCCUUCAGACCUGGCUCAGCUCUACCAGCACCAGCUGAACCCAGGCCUUCUGCAGCAGCAGCAGCAGCCGCAAAGCAAGAGGCCGCGCACCCGCAUCACCGACGACCAGCUGCACGUCCUGAGGCAGUACUUCGACAUCAACAACUCCCCCAGCGAGGAGCAGGUCAAGGAGAUGGCGGACAAGUCGGGCCUGCCCCAGAAGGUGAUCAAGCACUGGUUCCGGAACACGCUGUUCAAGGAGCGCCAGCGGAACAAGGACUCUCCCUACAACUUCAGCAACCCUCCCAUCACCAGCCUGGAGGACCUGAAGGUGGACCCCCAGCCCCCCUCCCCGGAGCCCCAGAGGCACGAGUACUGGGGCAGCAAGCGCUCUUCCAGAACUCGCUUCACGGACUACCAGCUGCGGGUCCUGCAGGAUUUCUUCGAUGCCAACGCCUACCCGAAGGACGACGAGUUUGAGCAGCUGUCCAACCUGCUGAACCUCCCGACCCGCGUGAUCGUGGUGUGGUUCCAGAACGCCCGCCAGAAGGCCCGGAAGAACUACGAGAACCAGGGGGAGGGCAAGGAGGGGGAGCGGCGGGAGCUCUCCAACGACCGGUACAUCCGGACCAGCAACCUCAGCUACCAGUGCAAGAAGUGCAGCCUGGUCUUCCAGCGCAUCUUCGACCUCAUCAAGCACCAGAAGAAGCUGUGCUACAAAGACGAAGACGACGAGGGGCAGGACGACAGCCAGAACGAGGACUCCAUGGACGCGGCCGAGUUCCUGACCCCGACCAGUUCUUCCUGCAGCACCCCCAUGCCUUCCCAGGCAUACGGCACCCCCACCUCUUCCGCCAACACAGCCUCUUCCUCCGCGGCUUUUCUGACUCAAGCGGCCACUGAGGCAGACGAUUCUUCCUCCUCCUACGCUUCUAGAGCGGAAGCGACAGAUGAGAAACCAAAGCAACUCGAACCUCCAAAUACGCAGCAAAACCAAACUCCUGAGAAGCAAGUGCAGCCAAAGCAGGAGGGGCCUCCGCCACAGCAGCCAGAAGACCCCGGCGAGCAGCGGGCCGGCUCCACGCACCCCAGGCCUUCCCCCCCUAUCCUGCAGCAGCCGGUCCAGCCUCCCGCCUGUGUCCUGUCGCAGUCGAGCCCGAGCCCCUCGCAGACCUCUCACCUGCCGCUCAAGCCCCUCCACACCUCCACGCCCCAGCAGCUGGCAAACGUGCCUCCGCAGCUCAUCCCCUACCAGUGCGACCAGUGCAAAUUGGCCUUCCCCUCCUUCGAGCACUGGCAGGAGCAUCAGCAGCUGCACUUUCUGAGCGCCCAGAACCAGUUCAUCCACCCCCAGUUCCUGGACCGGACGCUCGACAUGCCUUUCAUGCUCUUUGACCCCAGCAACCCCCUGCUGGCCAGCCAGCUCCUCUCUGGGGCGCUCCCGCAGCUGCCACUGAGCUCUGCCACCUCCCCCUCCACCCCGACGUCCACCAUGAGCACCCUGAAGAGGAAGCUGGAGGAGAAGGCCAGCGCGAGCCCCGGGGAAAACGACAGCAGCACUGGUGGGGAAGAGCCGCAGCGGGACAAGCGCCUCCGCACCACCAUCACGCCAGAGCAGCUGGAAGUCCUCUACCAGAAGUACUUGCUGGACUCCAACCCCACCCGCAAGAUGCUGGACCACAUCGCCCACGAGGUGGGCUUGAAGAAGCGCGUGGUGCAGGUCUGGUUCCAGAACACUCGAGCGCGAGAGCGGAAGGGGCAGUUCAGGGCGGUGGGGCCCGCCCAAGCCCACCGGCGCUGCCCUUUUUGCCGGGCGCUCUUCAAAGCCAAAACGGCCCUCGAAGCACACAUCCGGUCCCGCCACUGGCACGAAGCAAAGAGGGCCGGCUACAACCUGACCUUGUCAGCGAUGCUUUUGGACUGCGACGGAGGCCUCCAAAUGAAGGCCGACCUCUUUGACGGAACAGGCUUUCCGCACCUGCUCCCCAGCACCAGCGACGGCCAGGCCCUCUCGCCAGUCAGCAAGUGUCUAGAGCUCUCGCCGCACACCCUGCUGAGCCCAUCGUCCAUCAAAGUAGAAGGCGUGGAGGACUUUGAGAGCCCGUCCCUGUCCUCCGUCAAUCUCAGCUUUGACCAAGCCAGGCUGGACAAUGACGACUGCUCCUCCGUCAACACAGCCAUCACGGACACCACCACGGGCGACGAGGGCACCGCCGAGAACGAGGGUGCCUCCGGGCUGGGCAUGGAAGCCAAGUGCCUGCCAGGGCCGAGCGAGGGGCUGACCAAGGCUGCCAUGAUAGCCCUGUCUGAGUAUGAGGACCGGCUGUCUUCUGGCCUGGUCAGCCCAGCUCCCAGCUUCUACAGCAAAGACUAUGACAACGAGGGCAUCGUGGACUACAGCGAGACCUCCAGCCUGGCAGACCCUUGCUCGCCCAGCCCUGGCGCAAGCGGCUCCACGGGCAAGUCUGCGGACGGCGGGGACCGGCCAGGGCAGAAGCGCUUCCGCACCCAGAUGACGAACCUCCAGCUGAAGGUCCUGAAGUCUUGCUUCAGCGACUACCGGACGCCCACCAUGCUGGAGUGUGAGGUGCUGGGCAACGACAUCGGGCUGCCCAAGAGAGUGGUCCAGGUCUGGUUCCAGAACGCCCGGGCCAAGGAGAAGAAGGCCAAGCUCAGCAUGGCCAAGCAUUUCGGCAUCAGCCAGACGAGCUACGAGGGACCCAAAACCGAGUGCACUUUGUGUGGCGUCAAGUACAGCGCCCGCCUGUCUGUCCGUGACCACAUCUUCUCCCAGCAGCACAUCUCCAAAGUGAAGGACACCAUCGGGAGCCAGCUGGACAAGGAGAAAGAGUACUUCGACCCGGCCACCGUCCGCCAGCUGAUGGCUCAGCAGGAGCUGGACCGGAUCAAGAAGGCCAACGAGGUCCUCGGCCUGGCUGCGCAGCAGCCGGGCAUGUUUGACAGCCCCCCUCUCCAGGCCCUCAACCUCCCUGCAGCCUACCCUGCCCUCCAGGGGAUCCCUCCGGUUCUGCUGCCGGGCCUCAACAGCCCUUCCCUGCCCGGCUUCACCCCUUCGAACACAGCUUUAACUUCUCCCAAGCCCAACCUGAUGGGCCUGCCCAGCACAAGCGUCCCCUCGCCUGGCCUCCCCACCUCUGGAUUACCAAAUAAACAGCCAUCUGCCUCUCUGAGCUCCCCCAGCCCAGCCCACGCGACCGCAGCCUCGGCCCCGCAGCAGCCCAGCCAGCCCACGCCUCGGAAGGACAAGGAGAGCGAGAAGGCGAAAGAGAAGGAGAAGCCCCCCAAGGGGAAGGGCGACUCCCUGCUGGCCCCCAAGGACAAAGCAGAGGCGCCUGUGCCAGCAGCCCUUCCCGCCGCACUGCCUGCCCUGGAGUACUCUGUGGAGCCCACCCAGCUGCAGGCCCUGCAGGCCGCCCUGAACUCCGACGCCACGGCUCUGCUGACGAGCCAGUUCCUUCCCUACUUCGUCCCCGGUUUCUCUCCUUAUUACGCCCCUCAGAUCCCCGGAGCCUUGCAGAGCAGCUACCUGCAGCCCCUGUACGGCAUGGAAGGGCUGUUCCCCUACAGCCCGGCUCUGUCGCAGGCCCUGCUGGGCUUGUCCUCGGGCUCCCUGCUGCAGCACUACCAGCAAUAUCAACAGAGCCUGCAGGACGCGGUGCAGACGCAACAGCGGCAGAGGCAAGUGCAGCAGCAGCAGCAGCAGCAGCCGCCCCCCAAAGGAAGCCAAACCCCGGUCCCCUCAGGGACAGUGACUCCAGACAAAGACCCUGCCAAAGAACCCCCCCAGCAAAAAGAGCAGAAGGACGCAUCCCACGAGGUGUCCCCCCACCUGCCCAAACCCCAAGAAGAGCCCGAAGCAGAAGGCCACAGCGCAGGCCCCGCCCUUUGGGACCCCUACAUCGUGCCCAAGGUGAAGUACAAGCUGGUCUGCCGCAAGUGCCAGGCCGACUUCGGCACCCGGGAGGCGGCCAGCGACCACCUGAAGUCCCUCUGUUGCUUUGGCCAGUCUGUGGUGAACCUGCAAGAGAUGGUGCUUCAUGUGCCCGCUGGCGGCAGCGGCAAGGGCGGCGGCUCAUACCAGUGCGUGGCGUGCGAGAGCACGGUGUACGGGGACGAAGCCCUCCGACAGCAUCUUGAGUCUGCCCUGCACAAACAUCGAACAAUCCCAAGAGCAGCGAGAAACGCCAAAGAGCACCCCAGUCUAUUACCUCACUCCGCCUGCCUCCCCGACCCCAGCACCGCAUCUACCUCGCAGUCUGCCGCUCACUCCAAGGACAGCCCUUCCCCCCCGCCCCCCACUGCCCCCCACGCCUCCAGAAAGGCCUGGCCUCCCCUGCGGAAGCCGCCGCCGCCGCCGCCUCUCUCCUCAUCUUCAACGGUUACCUCAAGUUCACGCAGCACCUCAGGGGUUCAGCCCUCGAUGCCAACAGAUGACUAUUUGGAGGAGUCUGACUCGGACCUUAGCCAAAAGUCUGACGGACCGGCUAGCCUGGCGGAGAGGCCUGAGGAGCCGAGCUGCCCCAAGGACCGCGGUCUCGCUAGCGCAGAAACGGACACUUUUAGAUUGUAAGCUUUGAAGAUGAACAAUUUAAAAAAUGAAUUUAAAAAAAAUUAACAAACCAAUUUCAAAAAUAGACUAACUGUAAUUCCAAAGCUUCUAACCAAAAAAGAAAAAAAAAAGAAAUGAAAAGUGUGGGGUGUUUUCCCAUAUAAGGAUGCCGGCAGGUUUUCCAUUGCUUUCUUUUGAAUGAAGCCCCAUUGUCUUUUAGCUCCACUUUGUUGGUCUCGAAGGCACGAGAUUGAGAGAUAGAGAGAAGGCAGGCAGGCAGGCUGGCUGGCUGGCUGGCUGACAGGCAUGUUCCCACUGCCUGGCCGCUGCCAGCGGGCCCCCGGCCCCCCUUCCAGGAGAGCACAGCUGAGGCCGGCGUACCUGUAUGGGAAAGCAGACCACCUGGUUCCAGUUUUAAAUGUCUUGCUAUCAUAGCGUUCCGAUACCAAUGGCUUGCUAAAAGAAAAAGAGAGAAAUGUAACGUCUUUUGAUUCUCAGGUCAAUCGCUCACACUUGGUUUGGUUUUCAGGAUCAUUGUUUUAUAUAAAUAUAUAUAUAAUUUCUUUUUGGUUUUGAUUUUUUUCCAAGAAAAGGAUUUUUUUUUUGUUAAUUUAAAAAUGGGCAGAAAGUAUUCAAGAGACAAACAAUGUGAACUGAGUUAGCUUUCUGGGGAUUCGAAUGACAGUUUCAAGGGGGAAAGUUCAGCGCUCCCACUUUUCAGAAAAAAAGGAAACGCAGCAACACAAAGAGUGUUAAGGACUUGGAGCUUAAAAAUACGUUUUAAAAACAACUGACUUUCUGUAUUUAUGAGAUAGCUAUGACCAUUUUUGGUGUUGAGUAGAUUGUUGCAUUGGAAAUGGACUGAAGCCGUGCGGUAGAUUUAAAAGCAGACCCCCCUUUUGUGUACAUGGAGCUUUUUUGUAUGGUCCUGCGGGCAGCAGCUACCCAUUCGAUGUCGUCUUGUCCAUUCCUAGCCAGAUAGAUCCGCCAUCGAUCCGCCGAAGCUUUUUCCCCUUUGUACCUUGACUCCCUUCGCCAUGCUGUAAUCUUCCACUUGCGGUCGCUGCCUUCAUUUCUUAGAGGGUGGUUGCAUAAUUAUUUUAUAAAAACUAAGGGAAAAAUUCAAAGGGUUUGGGGGUCAGUAGGAUCCCUUGCAGAAUAUUUUUGUUGGGGGAUCGAAACUUUUUAAGGUGUAUACAUGUCUGUUACCCUCGUGCACUUAACUGUGUCUUCUUUUUCUGCCUUUGACUUCUUCCUUUCCACAUUUUGUAAAUGUGUCGAAGGCUGUUUGGAACUGUCGGCCUUUGCUUCUCUUCCGGUGCUGAGGGGCACCUGUUCCUUUUCCAAAUGACUUUUGGUUUUUGUACGUGUGUGUGAUUUUGGUUUUGAUUUCCUGUUUUUGUUUCCUUUUUUUUCCUCAAAAAGAAAUUCAUGCUUUAAAUAAAAUCCAAAGACAAACCCUUUUCACCACGGUGCAGAAUGAGCAAAAGGCGUAUUUUGACUUGAGGAUUUGUUUCUGAUUUCAGCCACAAUACUCAGUUUAAAUAAAGAAACUCCAAAAAGAAUCAGCAUGUAGGUUGUGCUCGUCUGUGCUUCGGCUGCCACCAGAGGAGCAGCGGUUCCUGCGGACCAAGCCCCGCCCCCCGCGCCCCCCCUCCAAGCCACAUGGGUGGAGGGGCCUCCCCAGCAUCCCAUCCCCAAAGCACGGUGUGAGUCUCUGCUUUGCGGUCUCCCCGCUGGUCUGGACGUUGCCAGGGGAACUUGCUGCUGCUGCUGCAGGGUGGAGCUUGGAGAGGAGCAGCGGCCGUGGAAGCAUGGCUGGGCCAGAGGGCAACCAUUCCCCUCCCCUGCGUGGAUUCUGUGUCCCACCCCCCCUCGCCCCCUCUGGUUUCGAAAGGGUAGGAAGAUGGCAGAGGCAGGGGUGCUCUGUUCCAGCUCCACCCACCCACCCCUGCCCUCCACUAAGCUUUUCUUUCUGCACCUCUUGGCCUUCCUGUGCACAGAGGAGCCCACCUUGAACAGCUGUACCUAUUUCUAAUGAGGCAGAUGCAGAACGCCAAGUUUUUUCUUUCCUUUUUGAAGUUGUCCUGACCAGAGAAAGCACCGCUGAAUAUUCCUGCCCAGAGCUGGACUACGGCAGUGCCCCGCUCUCCCUCGAACACACCCACACCCCCCCGCGUGCUUCUCCCUGUGCUUGGGAUGAACUGUUUUUACAUUUAAAAAUUGUACAGGUUUCCCCACACACACACACACACACACUAUUUUAUCUGUUCCAUUUACAUACACACCAAUAAACAUGCAUACAUACAUACAUAAGUACACCUAUGUAUGUAUGUAUGUGAAGGCCAUGUAACGGUUGUAUGUUACUUUGUAUCCUAUAGAUGGGACGUUGCUUUGUUUUUGGUUCUCUGUGGUAUAAAUUAAUCAGUUUUCAGGGGAGCGUUUCUGCCCCGUUGGCUUUGGGCUCCUGUUCCUGCCCCCCUCCCUCCCCUGUGGGGAUUGAUCGCUGGGACAGAUUCUGGGUUCUCCUCCUUCCUGUCCCGCCCACCUCCCAGUCAGACACAUUUCAGUGCCUCCGUCUGAAACAGGCCCCCAUGCUGCCCCCGGCCCCUUUAGCCAAGACCCCGUCCCUGCCACGGUCUUGGGGGUCAUGGCUCAGAAGGGGGGUGCUGGGGAAAGGAGGUUGGGGAGGGGAGGGCCGGGCGAAGCCACGCCUGCCUGCGCAUUUGGAUUUCGGAGCCGUCCUGGUCUUCUCCUUGGCCUGGCUUGUUCACAAUUCUCCCUUGAUGCUGGAAACCGACCCAAGUGAGAGGCCAGCAGUGAUUUUAAUGUCACGAGUGAGUCAGUGGCCCCCGGGCAGGCAAAGGGGGACCGAGGCGCAGCAGGGUUGUCAACUCCACUCUUCGCUCUGGGCACCGUGCCCCUCAGAACCCCAGCCUGGCACCCGCUUCAGGGUGAGGGUGCCGGUUGGUGUGAUGGCACUUGCUGCCCACUGUGAAACACAAACCUUUGACUAUUUCUGUUUGUUGUGCUGCUUGGGAGGGCUGAUGUGGGCGGGAUAAGUCAGGAUAGAGCAGACAGCAUUGGUGAGGUGAAGAGGACUCUGAACAGCCUUUGCAAUGUACGAAAUAAUAGAGCAACUGAAACCAAAAACGAUGUUCUUGGUGUUUUUCUAUGAUGUCGUCUUGUUAGCUUUUUUUGUUUCUGUAACAUCUGAUCUGGGACUGUGUGACGGCGCUUGGAGACUGGCCAAGAGGAACCACACGGAACUUUGAAAGAAACCAGAUUUGUCACCAAACACUUUGUUGUCAUAGUUAAGUUGAUUGUAGAUGGUAAUUGAAUAUACUCCUUUGAAAAUAUUCCUCAAGUAUGUUUCCUGCUCAUCGUGAUACAUUAAAAAAAUGAGCGCAA